Molecule: messenger RNA, 1993 nt
Organism: Podarcis lilfordi (Lilford's wall lizard)
Lineage: Eukaryota; Metazoa; Chordata; Lepidosauria; Squamata; Lacertidae
Source: the annotation of a GenBank genome assembly
AUGAACACGCAUGCUUCAUGCCCAGGAAUACAAAUCGAACAUCAAUACCUGCAUUUCGGAAUUGUGGACAUGGUAAAAAGAGGAACCUUAGACCGCCUCGGGGACUUUGACUUUUGCAUACCAGAGACCCGUGUCCUACUCCGCCAUUCCAUACUGCCCACCAUGACCACACACCAGACUUGGGAACUGUUUAUCCGCUCUUCAAAUUACACCCUACUCGGUAAACUUAUACUCGGUAGAGAUGGCCCCUGGAAUCGAGCCCGCUGUAUAAACGGCUCCUAUACACUAUUCUCAGACGGUGUUCCCCAACAAUCACUGAACUGGACAAACUUGGAUAAUGGUGGGGGCGAAUCAGUUUACACUGACCAUAAUCAUCCAACCAACCGUCUUAUCCACGGGUUUUAUUGCCAAAGGGUAGACACGGCACCCCGCCCCACCACCCUACAAGGAGUCUGCCUCCGGAGGUACUGCUGCGUGUGGGACAUUGGCCUUGCCUCUACUUGGGACGGCAGAGCAUACCUUGAGGGAUGGUACCACUCCACCACACCACCAACCCAGUGGGAUACCUCCGGCCCUCAAAGAUGUGGCGGUCUAGCUACAAAUCUCACCUACCUACUUCGACAAGACCCCCUCCACCCUGCGGGUACAGCACCUCGACAAAGGGGGGAACUGUCCAUAUCCCAAGCUCCAACCAAUAGCGACCUAUUGUCCACCUGGCAUUCCAACACCUACGUGAAACUAGUCUCUGAAAUCGCAAAGCAAACUACCACCGACAACUGCUGGAUCUGUGCCAACGCUCCUGCCCACCUCCACAGCGGCAUACCAUUCCUUGGAGUACCCCUCACCUUACAACAACAUCUUUCUGCCGAUGUACGGUCCUGGAACUUGACUGCUGUGAACUUAACUCACCAGUACAUUUACCUCACUGGACCCACGAAAGGUGACCUCUGCCGGAAAUUCAGCGGCAACGACAGGAUGAUUGGAGAAAGUACUUGUAAGUACCUCAUUGAUAUUCCCCUAAUCGGUAAAAUUACUGUGUGGCGACAGGGCGUCCCCCUCCACCCAUCCAGACCUGUUGUCAGCCUGGAAACAAGUCAUGAAUUUACCUGACACUUGGGACCCCUCCCCCAGCUCCCACUGCUUCUUCCGCACCUUUCUCACGGGUCGUAUAGACUCUUGCCUACAAGGACUGUUUUGGGUGUGCGGGCACCGCGGCUAUGUAUGGGCUAGCCCCCACUCCCGAGGCACCUGCUACCUUGGACUUAUCUUGCCCGGGAUCAGGGUCACCCCAGACCUUCCCCUUGGGAGGAGGCGCAACAAGAGGGCUAAGGAUUUGUCGGAACUCUCCGAUGUGUCAGCCAACGGGGAGACCUAUGGACGGGCCCUUUUUCCCGCCUACGGAGCAGGCUCCAACCAUGUCGACAUCCUUAAACUAACAGACAUUUUGUUAACCUUUAUGGAGGAAUCCAACGCUGCAACCCAAUCCAUCUUAACGGAGCUAACUGAGGUCAGACAGAUGGCGAUCCAGAACCGCCUUGCUUUGGACUAUAUCCUAGCUUCAACCGGAGGAGUAUGUGCACUUGUGGGAACUGAGUGCUGCACAUACGUCUCCGACCAGACGCUGAACAUUACUGGUCAUCUCAACAACAUCCAUAAACUGACUGACGAUCUUAGAAAUAUCCAACACGAAGGUCUGUCUGAUACCCAUCUUUGGGGAUGGUUACCAGGCACCACAUGGAUAAAACAGCUCCUCGGAAAUGGCCUCCUUAUUCUAAUCGCCGUAGCCAUCUGUGUCGCUUUCUUCUGCUGCGCCGUCCAUUGCUUUCCACUUUGCUGUCAAACGUGCGAAUACUGCGUCCCAUCUCCCCACUCCCGCACCGCUGCUUCCCAGAGGAUGAUCCCGGCGGGAACCCCUUCGACCUUCAUCGAGAUGGCACCCCAAGGAGCCCAGCACAACCCGGACCCUAGGUAUGGCGCGUCAGACUUUUAUUAA